Molecule: messenger RNA, 3417 nt
Organism: Pteropus alecto (black flying fox)
Lineage: Eukaryota; Metazoa; Chordata; Mammalia; Chiroptera; Pteropodidae
Gene: CCDC15
Product: coiled-coil domain containing 15
Exons: 15
Coding region: 305-2677 (790 amino acids)
Cellular component (GO): centrosome
Source: RefSeq, a predicted model, not a curated record
GCGGCGGUUUGCAGUAGGCGGUUAUUGUAGUAUCCGGAGUGGUUUGAGUCUGGUGAGCUGCGAUUGGAUACUCGACCGGUGCUCCAUCAGCAGAGUGGGACCCCAAGGCCUCAAACAGGCUGCUAUCUGCCCCAGGACACCCUCUUCGUUCAUCGCUUCCCCCAUAGUCGGAUACCGAUUACUUGGACUCUGACUCAGACCCAGGUUCCCACCCCUACUCUUCCAGCCCCCUUUUUCUCUGGCCGCUGCAGUUAGUCCUCCCUCUCUCUCCUCGCUGUGCCACCACAGGGAGUCACCAGGAAGUAUGGCCCCCCACAAGACGUCUCGAAAUACCUCAAAGUUGCCUCUGGCUUUAAACCCCUUGAAGAGCAAGGACGUGUUAGCAGUGUUGGCUGAGAGGAACCAGGCUAUAGUACCAGUUGGGGCAUGGGUGGAACCUGCCUCACCACAUAGUUCGGAAAUACCAGCAUAUACUUCAGCAUAUAUGAUUGAAGAAGAAGUAAAGGAACAGCUAAGAAAAAAACAAGAAGCUUUGAAGCAUUUUCAGAAACAAGUCAAACACCGAGUAAACCAACAGAUUAAGCUGAGAAAAAAGAAACAGCUUCAGAAGUCUUAUGAAGCAGCAGAGAAAGAAGGUUCUAUAGCUAUGUAUUCUUCAGAUCCAGCAUGCUUAACUCCUAGAAGAACAAGUGUUUUUCCAAACAAUUUGAAUGCUGCUAUUGAAAGUGCUAGGUUACUGCCUUCCCGGAUGCUUGGGGGUGGAAUAGAAGAUAGCGAAAAUCAGAAUCGAUUAUUCCAUCAACAAGCCCAGGCUCUUAGUCAAACCAUGAAACAGGCACGUCACCGGCUGGCAUCUUUUAAAACUGUGAGUAAAAAUAAUACAUCAGUGUUUCCAGAUGGUACAAGGAAAAGCUUUCCCACCCAAGAGGAACACGACUCUGAGGAAUCUUCAUCUAUUAUGAUAGACAAGAAAGAGAGAGAAAGUUUGUUUUCGUGGGACCAGCAGGAUCUCCUUUCUGAAGACAAGGACAAACCUUUCAGCAGAGAGCGGAAAGUACAAUUCAAAAAUCCAUUAUUUGCUGUGAUGGAAGAGGAAGAGCUAAAGAAGUUACAUCUUCAUGGCCUUCAGGAUAUUCUUCCAGAAACCCAGGAUUAUCUUUCAGAAGCCCGAGGUGAUCUGCUGGACACCCAGAGUAAUUUGACAAGAGUCCAGAAUAUCGAGGUGGAAGUCCAGAGUGUUGAGUCAGACACCCAGGCUAUUGAACCGGAAGGCCAAGCUGUUGAGCCCGAAGCCCAGGCCGUUGAGCCUGACGUCCCAGUUGUUAAGACAGAAACUCAGAGUAUUAUGCUGGAAGUCCAGAGUACUGAACUAGAAGAUGGGAGUAUUAUAUUGGAAGCCCGGGAUUUUCUAUCACCAAAUCAGGCUUUUCCACCCAAAGAUCAGAGUAUUCUACUCAAACGUCAGGACCAACAUUUUCUACGCAAAGACCAGCAUGUUCUUGCCAAAGACCAGAAUAUUCUACACAGAUGUCAAAACCAGCAUUCUCUACCCAAAUAUCAGAAUGUUUUCCCGAAAGAUGAGAAUGCUCUGCCCAAAUGUCAGGACCAGGAUUUUCUAUCCAGAUAUCAGAAAGUAUGCUUCAAGGAGCCAUAUUCUGAUAUGAUAAAUGAGAAAGGGAGAGGUGACUUUUCUCUGGCGGGUCAUCGGUAUCUGCCUCCUAAACUCCAGGACCAAGCCUUCGUCAGAAAUCAGAACAUGUUUUCCAAGCAGCUGUCAUUUUUUAUGAGAGAAGAGAGAGUGAGAGAUGAAUUGCCUCAGGAGUAUCCUCAGUAUGUUAACCCUCAAAUACAGGACCAAGCCUCCCCUGGAGAUCAGAGUUUAUACUCUAGGCAGCAGCCAUCUGUUGGGACAGCUGAAAGAUGGCGAGAUUUGCUUCUUGGCCGCCAGCAUCUUCCACCCACGCACCGGAGAGAGGCUUCCAGCAGAAGACAGGUUUAUGAUGAAUGUCAAUCAGGAUUGAACACUGAAUUCCAGCCUUCAUUGGCACUUCAGACUGGAGUAGAUCAAGAAGAAGACAAGAAAGAGCGUCAAAGGCAGUACUUGAGAUAUAGACGACUUUUCAUGGAUAUUGAAAGAGAACAAGUAAAAGAGCAGCAAAGGCAAAAAGAACACAGGAAGAAAAUUGAAAAAAUUAAGAAAAAGAAAGAGCAGCAACGUUAUGCUGAAGAGCAGAAGCUGUUAAGAAAGAACUUUUCUGAAGAGCCAUCUUCAGGGGAGAAGAUGAGUGAGAUAUUAGCCCAGCUACACCUUGAGGAAAUAAAAGGAGCCAGAGAAAAACAGCAACAGAGAGAAAAGGAAUACCAAAGCGGUUCACUUUGCCUGAUCAUACUGAAUUUUUAUAGAUAUGUAGAUGCUUUAAGAGCCCAAAUCCAAGAGAAAAUGAAGCUCUACAAUAUUACUUUACCUCCACUAUGCUGCUGUGGUCCUGACUUUUGGGAUGCUAAUCCUGCUACUUGUGCCAACAACUGUAUUUUCUAUAAAAACCACAAAGCAUAUACCCGGGCACUGCAUUCAGUCAUCAGUUCCUGUGAUAUCCCUGAGGGGAACUCAACUCUUCGAGCCGCCAUUCAUAAUUUUGCUUCUGCGCACAGACGGACUUUGAAAAAUGCGCGUUAAGAAUCUAAAAUCAGCCUUCACUUAAAAUGAGCCCUGAGAGAUUAUAUAGGAAAAGCCGUCAAAGUGUUUAAGAUGCAUAAUCGUGAAAGAAAGACUGCCCCACAUAACACCUUUUUCUGUAAUUAAAUGGGGACCAUCGUUUCAGUCUCCACCUUGGGACCAAAAUGGAAAAUUGACUUCUAAACUUGUCUUUUUGCUGUGAACCAUAAUGGAGUCUAUUAUUUUAAAAAUGAUCACUCAGACCAAUAAGGUUUCUCUUACUUUGCUCUGCUCUGAUCAGAAGAGAUCAUGAGAAAUCUUUGAGAUUAUCUCACUUAUCAUCUUUCUAAAACUGUAUCUUUGAGUCUUGACAAUUGAAAAUUUCUAGAUGAAGCAGAAAAGAUGAUGAUUAAAUAAAUUUCUAUCAGUGGCCAUCUGGAUUGCCGUUAGCUUUUCUAGUUGUAUAUGACAAUUAAAGAUGAGAAGAAUCUGAAUUUGAUUCACAUUUUCUUUUCUCAAAAUCUUUCUCUCUCUCUUUUUUUUUUUUAUAACUUAUUACCUCUUCCCCCCAUUCAGUGACAUUGGACGUAAGACUCUUUAUCAUUUUCAUUGACAAAAAAGGCAAAUAAGCCCUCUGUCAUUUUCAAAAACUGAAUCUGAAGUCAAAGUGAGUAAAGUCCUCCCUUUUUUCCCUAUCUUUAAAAAAUUUGGUGAAUGGCAUGUAUACAGAGCAGAUGAAAUAAAAAUUGCAAUAGUUAGUA